UAAACAGAAACAAAUAAAAACCCUACACAUAAUAAACCUAUGCUUCAAUCGAAGAAAAAACCUAAGUUAUGGUUAAAAAAAGCAAUGUCUCAUCCGAUUUUCUUGCGGCGGCGGUCGAUGUCAGGUGCAGUUUUCAGACGCUCGUAGUGCUUCUUGUGGCGGCGCUGGUGGUCGGAGCCGUUUAUCUGACGGCGGAGAGCGGCUACUUGAUGCAAGAAGAUGAGGAGGAGCAGAAGGUGAGGCCGGCCGGCUGCGACUUGUUUUCCGGGAGAUGGGUUUAUGAUAACGAGUCUUACCCGUUGUAUAAAGAGGAGGAAUGCACGUUUAUGUCGGAUCAAUUGGCAUGUGGGAAAUUCGGGAGAAGUGAUUUAAAUUUUCAGCAUUGGAGGUGGCAGCCUCACCAAUGUGACCUUCCCAGAUGAUUUUUGAGCGAAGUGGAAUGUGUGUUUGUUGAUGCUAAAAAAGCUAGGUUCAACGCCACAGCAUUAUUAGAGAGAUUAAGGAAUAAAAGGUUAGUUUUCGUUGGAGAUUCACUGAAUAGAGGGCAGUGGGUUUCUAUGGUUUGCUUGCUCGACAAAGUUAUCCCAUGAUGGAGUACGUACUCAACAAGCCCAACAGCAGUAAAGCCCAUCAGCCUAAAGCCCAAGAAAGAGUAUCAGUUCGGCAUGACUAAAGAGUAUCAGAGUUCAGUUCGGCACA
Molecule: messenger RNA, 699 nt
Organism: Salvia splendens (bonfire salvia)
Lineage: Eukaryota; Viridiplantae; Streptophyta; Magnoliopsida; Lamiales; Lamiaceae
Product: protein trichome birefringence-like 34
Exons: 2
Coding region: 69-422 (117 amino acids)
Cellular component (GO): Golgi apparatus
Molecular function (GO): O-acetyltransferase activity
Source: RefSeq, a predicted model, not a curated record